CCCCCAGUGAGUGUUAGAGAGAGAGAGAGAGAGCAGAGACCCCCAGUGAGUGUGUUAGAGAGAGAGAGCAGAGACCCCAGUGAGUGUGUGAGUGUGUUAGAGACUCUCUGCUGUUGACCAUGACCUCCAGCCCCUCUCUGCUCCUGCGCCUGGUCGCCAGCUCCUUCUCCAUCGCUGAGAAAGCGCAGAGCAUCAUCCACAAGGUGAUCCAGGAAGGUGACCUGGGCAUCGUGGAGAAGACUGCAGCCAAUGACCUACAAACAAAAGCCGAUCGGUUGGUCCAGAAAAGCAUCUGUUCUUCGCUGGCACGCAAGUUUCCUAAACUAACCAUCAUUGGAGAGGAGGAUUUGCCUACCGAAGAGUUGGAUGGAGAGUUAAUUGAAGCGGGUCACUCUGAAGAAAUUCUGAAGUACGUCUGUCCAGCUCAGUACAACAACAUUAAGGAAGAAGAGUUAGUGGUGUGGGUUGAUCCUGUUGAUGGUACAAAGGAGUAUACAGAAGGCCUCUUGGACCACGUGACUGUUCUUAUUGGUAUUGCUUACGGUGGGAAAGCAAUAGCUGGUGUUAUCAACCAACCGUAUUACAACUACCAGGCUGGGGCUGAUGCUGUGCUCGGUCGGACCAUUUGGGGGAUUGUGGGACUGGGAGCUUACGGAUUCCAACUGAAAGAGGUGCCAGAGGGAAAACGCAUCAUCACCACCACCCGCUCCCAUAGCAACCAGCUGGUAAACGACUGCAUCAGCGCCAUGAAUCCUGAUGAAGUGAUCCGGGUCGGAGGAGCUGGCAACAAGAUAAUACAGCUUAUUGAGGGAAAGGCUUCUGCCUAUGUAUUUGCCAGUCCAGGCUGCAAGAAAUGGGACACCUGUGCUCCAGAGGCUAUCCUUCAUGCUGUUUCAGGUAAACUGACCGACAUCCGCGGGAAUCCCUUCCAGUAUCAAAAAGAUGUGAAGCACAUGAACUCAGCAGGAGUCCUCGCAACUCUGAGGAAUUAUGACUACUACGCGAGUCGUGUUCCUGAUUCUGUUAAAGAGGCUCUUGUGCCUUGAAGGGUUCCACAGGCAAUGAAGAAAAUUAUUUCAGCAACUAGUAAAAUCACAUGUCCUUUUUCACCCCAUCACAAAAAUUAAAAACCUAUUCCUUCAUGAUAGGUAUGUAGAUUGCACCAUUUUCAUAUAAACUUCUAGCAAACUUGUUUGUUUUCUGACUUGCUCUCCUGAUUUGGGUGGUCUGUUAAAUUUUUAGUCUUUAUACUCGUGAAGAUACUUAGACAAAUGUGAACAUGUAUUUUUGCAUCUGAUUCCAUAAGAUGACCUUGUUAUAAGUGGCUGAAGAGAAGGAAAUGAGCUAAAUGCAUGGAGACGUGAUUAAUGCCUUUCUACACUGAAAGCAAAAUUUGUUCCACGCAAGUGUUUAAAAAGGAAUCUCGUGAUAUUCUUAACUUGGUUAUAGUUUCAAUGUUACUGUAUAAUCCAUAAAAGGUUUCUUCUUGCAUUCCCUAAUUUGGAAAUCGAGCUAAAUGUUUUUACACAUUUUUGUAUUGCAUUAAUAAAUUUGGGUCAAUCUCUUUUAAAAGGUUAAAAA
Molecule: messenger RNA, 1581 nt
Organism: Callorhinchus milii (elephant shark)
Lineage: Eukaryota; Metazoa; Chordata; Chondrichthyes; Chimaeriformes; Callorhinchidae
Gene: bpnt1
Product: bisphosphate nucleotidase 1
Exons: 8
Coding region: 120-1046 (308 amino acids)
Molecular function (GO): 3'(2'),5'-bisphosphate nucleotidase activity
Source: RefSeq, a predicted model, not a curated record